AUGGCGGUGGGAACACGCAAACGAGUGGUGGUUGUCGGCCUGGGCAUGGUCGGCAUCAGCUUUAUAGAGAAACUCCUGAAGCUCGACGCGAGGGCACGAGAAUACAACAUCACAGUCGUCGGCGAGGAGAAGCAUGUGGCCUACAACCGUGUCGGUCUCACUACCUUCUUCGAGCACCGAAAAGUCGAGAAACUGUACCUGAACCCAUUAGACUGGUACGAAAGCAUCCUCGACGGGGCCCUGAGCUACCACACCAACACCAAAGUCACCAAGAUUGACCGGUCGAGGAAAACAAUCUCGUGCGCAGACGGCGCCGAGAUCGAGUACGACAUCCUCGUUCUCGCCACGGGCUCCGACGCCGUCCUCCCCCAGUUCAUCCCCAACUACGAUGCCACGGGCGUCUUCGUCUACAGGACGGUCGACGACCUCGAGAAGCUGAUCGAUUGGUCAGCGAGCCAAAAAGGCUCCGUCGGUGCGGUGGUGGGCGGCGGCCUGUUGGGCCUGGAAGCCGCCAAGGCACUGCUGGACCUGGAAUGCUACAGCAACGUCAAGGUGCUUGAGCGCAACGGCUGGGUGCUCAGCCGCCAGCUGGAUGCCGACGCCGGCGGCAUGGUCGUGGAGCAAGUCCGCAGCCUGGGCGUCGACGUCAUGCUCAAGAAGAGCGUUGCAUCGAUUGAGGUCGAUGAGGAGCGCCGGGUCACGGGCGUCAAGCUUGUCGACGGCGAGUCCUUUGCCUGCUCGACGCUAUGCUUUGCCAUCGGUGUCAAGCCCAGGGACGAGCUGGGCCGGGAGGCCGGUCUCAGGUGCGCAGACCGGACUGGCGGUAUUAUUGUAGACAACCAGCUCCGGACCAGCGACCCGGACAUCUACGCGAUUGGCGAGUGCGCGAGCUGGGAGGGCCAGACAUUCGGGCUGAUCGCCCCCGGCGUCGAGAUGGCCGACGUCUUGUCCUUCAACCUGACCCAAGCAAAGCACCACCAGCCCAGGCUGUACAAGCAGCCUGACCUGAGCACCAAGCUUAAGCUGCUGGGUGUCGAGGUGGCCAGCUUCGGCGACUACUUUGCCGACAUCCAUGGGCCCAAGUUCCUCCCGGCCAAGGUGAAGAGGGCCAGCAGGGCGAACGGAGCCAACGGCACCAACAAGACCGACGACGUGUCGUCCACCCCGGUCAAGGCCCUGACCUACAAAGACCCCUUCCAGAACGUUUACAAAAAAUACAUCUUCACCAUGGACGGCAAGUACCUGCUCGGCGGCAUGAUGAUUGGCGACACCAGGGACUACGUCAAGCUGGUGCCCAUAGUCAAGAACCAGAAGGAGCUCGAGAUCCCGCCGGCCGAGCUCAUCCUGGGCGCCAAGAAGGAGGGCGGCGACGACGGCGACGACCUCGACGAUGACACGCAGAUCUGCAGCUGCCACAACGUGACCAAGGGCGACGUGGUCAAGGUGGUCAAGGACGGCAGCUGCAAGUCGAUCGGCGACGUCAAGACGUGCACCAAGGCCGGCACGGGCUGCGGCGGCUGCCUGCCCCUGGUCACGUCCAUCUUCAACAAGACCAUGAGGGACAUGGGCAACGAGGUCAAGAACCACUUGUGCCCGCACUUCAACUACAGCCGCGCCGACUUGUACAACAUCAUCAUGGUCAAGCGCCUCCGCACGCUGCCCGAGGUCAUGAGGGAGGCUGGUACCGACCCGGACAGCCUGGGCUGCGAGGUGUGCAAGCCGUGCCUGGCCAGCAUCUUCGCCAGCCUGUGGAACAAGCACGUCAUGGACAAGCCGCACCACGGCCUGCAGGACACCAACGACCGCUAUCUGGGCAACAUCCAGCGCAACGGCACCUACAGCGUCGUGCCGCGCAUGGCCGGCGGCGAGAUCACGCCCGACAAGCUGCUCGCCAUCGCCCAGGUGGCCAAGGACUACAACCUGUACACCAAGAUCACGGGCGGCCAGCGCAUCGACAUGUUUGGCGCCAAGAAGCAGGACCUGCUUCACAUUUGGAAGCGCCUUGUCGACGCCGGCAUGGAGAGCGGCCACGCCUACGCCAAGUCGCUGCGCACCGUCAAGAGCUGCGUCGGCACUACCUGGUGCCGCUUCGGCGUCGGUGACAGCGUCGGCAUGGCAGUCCGUCUCGAGGAGCGCUACAAGAGCAUCCGCGCACCGCACAAGAUCAAGGGCGGCGUCAGCGGCUGCGUCCGCGAGUGCGCCGAAGCCCAGAACAAGGACUUUGGCCUCAUCGCUACCGACAAGGGCUUUAACAUCCUCGUUGCCGGCAACGGCGGCGCCAAGCCCAAGCACUGCGAGCUCCUGGCCAAAGACGUCCCGCCAACCGAGGUCAUCCCCAUCCUGGACCGCUACUUGAUGUUCUACAUCCGCACCGCCGACAAGCUCCAGCGCACCGCCCGCUGGCUGGAAAGCCUGCCCGGGGGCAUCAACUACCUCCGCUCCGUGAUCCUCGACGACAGCCUCGGCAUCUGCGCCUCCCUCGAAGCGCAAAUGCAAGAGCUCGUCGACAGCUACUUCGACGAGUGGGCCGAAGCCAUCAACAACCCGUCCAUCGCCGCCAAGUUCACCCAGUUCGCCAACACGACCGAGACGCUCGAGACCAUGGACACGGAACAAGACCGGCUCCAGACCCGGCCCGUCAUGUGGCCCAAGGAGUCUGUCACGGACGACUUCGCGUCGCUGCGCAGCCGCUGGUCUGAGACGACCUGGCAACCCGUCCUCGAAGCGUCCUACUUCCGCGGCGCCGACAGCCUCCCCAACGGCAUCAGCGCGACCAUCAAGCGCGGCGACACGCAACUGGCCGUGUGGCGCUUCAAGGGCCGGUACUACGGCACGCAGCAAAUGUGCCCGCACAAGCGCGCCUUUGUGCUCUCGGACUCGCUCGUCGGCGAGGACCCACCAACACAACAACAACAACAACAACAACAAGAAGGGGAAAAAGAAGAAAAACCCGCCCCUUGGAUCUCCUGCCCGCACCACAAGCGCAACUUCAGUCUGACCUCGGGCGCCUGCAAGUCCGACGCCGACCUCUCCAUCGCCACCUUUGACGUCGAGGAGCGCCCCGACGGCAUGGUCUACAUGAAGCUGCCGCCCGUGGAGGAGCUCGACGCGGCCCUGGGGACCAAGAAGUGGAUGGUCAAGAAGGGCGAGGCCGGGCCCGGCCAGUUCGCCGAGGUCGACAAGAAGAUUGGCUUUGUGGGCCAGCGGGCCAAGAAGGUCGGUGUCAAGCCCGUUGGGGGUCUGAAUGGCAAUGUGGGCAUGCGCAAGGGGGUCGAGUUGAUGGCUGUUUCGAAUGGGAACGGUGGUGGGUGUGGGGGGGCGCCGGAGUGGUAA
Molecule: messenger RNA, 3333 nt
Organism: Parathielavia appendiculata
Lineage: Eukaryota; Fungi; Ascomycota; Sordariomycetes; Sordariales; Chaetomiaceae
Product: nitrite reductase
Exons: 4
Coding region: 1-3333 (1110 amino acids)
Molecular function (GO): 2 iron, 2 sulfur cluster binding; nitrite reductase [NAD(P)H] activity; heme binding
Source: RefSeq, a predicted model, not a curated record